Messenger RNA from Apis cerana (Asiatic honeybee), 2028 nucleotides. Its product is annotated as calaxin. Gene Ontology annotation, molecular function: calcium ion binding; kinase binding. Gene Ontology annotation, biological process: calcium-mediated signaling. The record is from RefSeq and is a predicted model, not a curated record. Lineage: Eukaryota; Metazoa; Arthropoda; Insecta; Hymenoptera; Apidae.
GACAAAAAAUAUUUCACUUUAUUUAUGUGCAAUCUUUCUUACGAGUUUCUGCGAAAAAAGAUUAAACGAAUCUGUUUACAUCUGCUCGUGUUGGAACGUGUUAUCGCGAUGAACGUUUCGUAACCAACGUUUCUUAUCAUUUUUACGAGAUUGUGAAAUCGGUAACGUGUCAAUGAUAUAUUGAUUAUAUAAAUCUAUGAAAUUUAAAUAAGUAUAAUGAAAAUUGUUGGUUAUAAAUAACGAAACGCGAAAUACAAUGAUAAAUAUACGUAAUAAGGAACACUGAAAACUGAAUUAUUAUCGAGCAGUAAAGCUCUAUGUCUAUAAAUAACUUUUUUAUAAAUAUUUGAAAAUUAUAAAAAAAAAUUCUGGCCCAUGAGGGGAUCGAACCCGCGACCUUCGCGUUAUUAGCACGACGCUCUAACCAACUGAGCUAAUGGGCCGAUGGAAGACACGCUGAGUUCUUUAUAUUUCACGUAAAUUUACAAUACAAAAUUUAAUAUUACAAAUAAAUUAAUCAGUACUAUAAAUUCGACAUGUUUUAAUAUCGUCGAAAUACGUGAAACAAUUAAAUUUAAAAAGUAGAAGUAUGUAUCGAUUUUUUUUUUCUUAAAAGAAUCGAAUUCAAUGAUACGUGGCAUCAUUCAAGGGACAAAUAUCUUUCGUUAACUUUCAAAAUUUUAUAUUCAAAAUUUUCAAGUAUAAGAAAAACUAAUCAAAAUGCCGGCGGAACAGGCGGUUGAUAUGUUAAACGAUACCCUAGCGGAGAUCGUGUUUAGGACUAAAAACGUAAAUAAAUUUAAAAGAUUGGCACGGAACACGCAUUUCAAUUACAGAGAAGUUGAAGCCUUGGCAAUUAUUCAUCGAAAGUGCGUUCAGAUAAUGGGUCCCAUAAGCAGAAUAUUAUUUCGAGAUCUGUUCCAUGCUGGUUUCGAUUUCACGGAAAAUAUUCGCCAUAUAUUGGUGGACAAAAUGUUCUCAGUAAUCGACAAACGUAAUGCUUUACAGAUACAUUGUGACAAUUGGAUCGAAGGUCUUUCGGUGAUUCUUCGCGGAACUAUAGAGGAGAAGAUACAUUUUGCUUAUCAAACGUACGAUCAUUUGAGAACACACAAAUUAAAAAAGGAGCACAUAUUUCCCAUGAUGCGCGGUUGUUUAAUUAAACUGCAGAACGAUGAAAACCCAGACGAAGCCGUGAAGGAUUUGAUAGAUUUGUUAAUAAAAAAAUUGGACGUGGAUCGCGAUGGCAUGAUAUCGGAAGAGGAUUUUAAAACAGCGGUGAAAGACAGAAACCCUCUUCUUUUGGAAUGCAUGGGACCAGUGUUUCCUUCCAGAGAUGCUCGCCACGUUUUCCUCAGCACAUUUACGGAUCGUAUGGGAAGAUAUUAACGAGCCAUCCUUAUCGAAGAAUAAUUUCUCAGAGGGAAAUACGCUUCUCUCUUUCUCUCUCUCUUUCUCCUUGAAAUCCAAGUUUGGAUUUUGCCAAUCCUCGUCUGCAGAAGCUAACAGCAAGGUCUGACAGAGGCAACAGAGGAGGGAAGGAGAAGGAAAAUGUAGCAAAUCGGACAGAAGGGAUCCGCCUAGGCCCUGUAAACGGUUCACUAGAUUUUCGAGGCUGUCUGAACUGCAUUCAUCACGAUUCGUCGAACGUGGAAGAUUGACUUGCUCUUUCUUAACAAACAAUCGCUAAUGGACCGCGAUAAUACCGCCUCCUAAUCGCAUCAGAUGCAAACCGUGACGCAACCGUCGAUAAGAUGCGAUCAAUUGCUCAAUUGAGUUUCGUCAAGUGCAAUUUCUAUCUGUUCUAUAUCGUUAUAUCGUUCUUAGUGCAAGCUGAAAAAUAUAUCGUGCGAUGUGAGUAUGGAUUUAUCUCAUUACGUUUAUAUAUAUAUUUAUUUAUUUUGUGAAAAGUUUUCGUGACACAAAAUUUAUACGAUAAUUAUAGAAUUAUAGUGUUAUGCGAUUAUACGCUGAUGAACAGAUUUUUGUGUGGAAAUAUAUGCAAAGAAUAUACAUUUUUUUCACAAA